Molecule: messenger RNA, 2443 nt
Organism: Schistosoma rodhaini
Lineage: Eukaryota; Metazoa; Platyhelminthes; Trematoda; Strigeidida; Schistosomatidae
Source: the annotation of a GenBank genome assembly
UAAAUUUAAAAUACCCUCUAAACUAAAAAAAAAAAGAAAGAUCUAAUCAUUAUGCAUUCACAUUGUUAUAUUACAUAGAAGAUCAUUCUAUUUCAAUGGAGUUAGGAUCAAGAUCCCCACAAACAACUAUUCUGCACAGAUUAGAUCUAAAUUAAGAAUUAAUAAUGAAAAAUAAGUAUUUAAGUCGGUUAAUGAAAAUAUUUCAUUUGAUCCCUAAAACUAAAACUGAUCUAGAUCAAAAUGAAUCAAGAUCAAAUGAUCUCCAUAUAAUAUCUUCUAUUUAUCCAUUGAAUAAAGAAGGAUCUAUUGAAGAUGAUCGUGAUGAAAAUGAUCGUGAUGAUGAUCUUUUCAUUCCUAAAACUAAAAAUGAUCUAGAUCAAAAUGAAUCAUUUUCAAAUGAUCUUUAUCGAAUAUCUUCUAUUCAUUCAUUGAAUAUAGAAGGAUCUAUUGAAGAUCAUGAUGAUCGUGAUGAUGAUCAUUUCAUUUCUAAAACUAAAUCUGAUCUAGAUCCAAAUGAAUCUAGAUCAAAUGAUCUCCAUAUAAUAUCUUCUAUUUAUCCAUUCAAUAAAGAAGAAUCUGUUGAAGAUCAUGAUGAUGAGGAUGAUGAUCCUGAUAAUGACGAAUUCUCAUCAACUUUAACUAUUCCAAUUCAAUUCAUGCAACAUAAUUCAUUGAAUUCAUCUAAGAAUAAUAAUAAACCUGAUCUUAUUCAAUAUGUAUUAGGUGAUCAUCAAACUACAUUGAAUCAUUUAACAACUAAGAAGAAACCAGAAAUCAAAUUACGUAAUCAUGAUAUUACACAAUUAUCUAAUCAAAAUAUAAAAAUCCAUAAUCAUUAUGAUGCUCAUGAUGAUGACAAGAAGAAGAAGAAGAAGACGAAACUAAAUGAAGUUCCUAUAGGAAACUUAAAAAAUUCUACUACUUAUCAACAAUAUACUACUGAUAUAAAUAAAAAAUCAAUAAAGGAAUCAUCCAACAAAAACAAAUUAAAACAAAAAAUGAAUUUAAAAAAUAAUAAAAACAAAAAAUCUAACAGUUGCCAUAGCAACAAGGAUCAAGAUCAUUUAAAUCAAAAAAUUACAAAAAAAUUAGAAAUACCAAAAAAUGAUUUCAUUCAUGAAACAAAUAAGAUAUCCAUUAAUAUCAAUGAUCCUACUCAUAAUCAUAUCGAUCAUAUUCAAACAGAAAUCAAUACCAUUGAAAUAUUAGAUCCAAUCAAAUCGAUUGAUGAUCCAAUGAUGAAUGGAUCUAAAGAACCAAUCAAUAAUAAUAAAUCUGUUCCAUUGAAUAAUCACUUGGAAACAAAGAAUAUAGAAGAAACAACAGUUAAUGCAAUACAGAAUGAUAAUGAAGACAAAAAGCUGGAACCUAGAAUCAAUACUGAACAUGACAACCAUAUUGCUGCUGAUGAUGAUGAUCAUGGUAAUAAUAUCCAUUCAAUAUCAAAAGACAAUGUAACUAAGACUGAUCCAGAAAACAAAGUCAUACCAAUCACUAAUGUAAAUUAUAAAAAGGAGAUUCAUCCUAUACAAAAGGUAACUAAUAAUUACCUUGACAACAAUUAUACGAAUACACUAAGAAGUAUGAAUUAUAUGAAGAAGAAGAAGAAGAGCAGAAGAUGUACAAAGUGUAGAAAUCACAUGAUCAAAUCAUACCCGAUAUCAAGUUAUGAAUCGUCUAGUGAGAACCUUUCAACUCAAACUUAUUCAACAUACAAUGAUCAAGAUGAUCAUGAUGACGAUGAUGGUUACCAAUGUAAGUGUAUACAAUUACAUAAUCAAUUACAUAAUCAUUCAUCAAUUCAUCAUAGAUGUAUAAGAUCCUAUCCAUAUUCUAGAUGGAAUAAUACAUUAAACAGAUUCAAACAAUUGUAUCCAAAUCAAUUGAAGCAUCCAAGACAAUGUUGUCAUGGUAACUAUUAUAAACAGAACUAUUCAAAUAAAAAUCGACUUUUUGAUCUAAAACGAAUGAUUAGAUCAUUAGAAAAAGACCUUAAGUAUAGAUUACCAUCUAGAGAUAGAUUCAGUUUGAAUGUUAAACAUAGAAAUGGAUCUUGUAAAUGUACUACUGAUUCAUUUGUACCAUCAAAAGAGUAUGAUUAUUCUAUGAAUCAAGAUCAUUUCAGUAAUAUACCAUCUAAUACAAUACAACAAUCACAAUUGAAUACUAUUCCAUCUCCUAUGAAUAUACAAUCAUGGUAUCAUCCUUCAAUGAUACCAAUGAUAUCUCAACCAAGAUUAAUAAUAAGACAAAUACCAAUACCAGUAUACCCGUACAAUCCACAAUGUACAACAUCAAAUCAAUCCAUUCAUUCAUAUCCAUUAACUAUCAUGAAUCCAUAUGGUAAUACAACUAUACCACCAUCAAUACAUUAUGGUUUACCAUACUAUUAGUAUUGAUGAUAUUUAUAAUCAUCAUUAAUGAAAUAUAAUUUUCAUAGUUA